UGGUGAGGGAAAGAAGAUGCGACACUCUCCCGUGACAAUCAGUUGUUACGAAGGAUCUCGCGGUGCCGGUUGUUAUCGAGGAAUUUCGCUACCGUCUCUACCUGGCAGCUUCAUUUCGUUAGUUUCGAUCGUCGAGCGAAUCGCGAACAGAGUUUACGAUCAUGCAGACAACCGCUCACUGUACAAGAGGAUCAUGCGGGCCUCCUGGACCAGGAUACAAAACCCCGAGGGAGGCGAUGCUCAAAGGACCUCGAGAGGGAAUCUUAUACGUCAUCUGCCCUCAACCGGAUCCAAAAAAACCGGAUGUCUUGGCGACCGUUGAUGUGGACCCCAAAAGUCCAACGUAUUGUCAGAUCGUUCAUAGACUCCGAAUGCCGAACUUGGGCGACGAACUUCACCAUACGGGAUGGAACAUUUGCAGCAGUUGUUACGAUUCCCCGAGGAAACGUGACACUCUGGUGCUGCCUUGUUUGGUUUCGGAUCGCGUCUAUUUCGUGGAUGUUUCGGAAGAGAGGGAACCGAAAAUAAAGAAGACUAUAGAGCCGGAAGAAAUGCACAAAUGGGGUCUGGCGACUCCACACACGUCGCACUGUUCACCGACCGGUGAGAUAAUCAUUUCAACAAUGGGGAAACCGAACGGCGAUGCUCGUGGAAAUUUUCUGACCGUCGACAGCGAAACCCUCGAGAGCAAGGGCGUCUGGUCCAAGGACGACGCGCAAUUUGGUUACGAUUUUUGGUAUCAACCACACCACGACGCUCUCGUUGCCACCGAAUGGGCGACACCUAAAUUAUUCAAAAGAGGAUUUCAAUUGAGCGACGUCACCCCCGAACACUACGGAAGCAGUCUGAACUUUUACUCCUGGAAUGAAAAAAAAUUACUGCAGACCGUAAACCUCGGUAAGGAAGGUCAGGCACCCUUGGAAACGAGAUUUCUUCACGACCCGACGGCGGCCGAAGGAUUCGUCGGGUGCGCGAUCAAUGCGAACAUCUUUCGUUUUUUCAAAAAUUCCAGCGGUCAAUGGGUAACUGAAAAGGUCAUAGACGUUCCCGCUAAAAAAGUCGAAGGCUGGAUCGCGCCGGAAAUCCAAGGGAUGAUCACCGAUAUUCUUCUCAGUUUGGACGACAAGUAUCUCUACUUUUCGAACUGGCUUCACGGUGACGUCAGACAAUACGAUAUAACCGACAGAAGAAAUCCAAAAUUGAUAAGUCAAGUUUUUCUGGGCGGAAGCAUCCUCUCGGAUGGUAAGAUACGUGUCCUCGAGGAUAAAGAGUUGGACAAGCAGCCUGAUCCGGUGUUUGUCAAGGGUCGACGUCUCCACGGUUCUCCGCAGAUGCUUCAGCUGAGUUUAGACGGAAAACGUCUUUACGUCAGCACCUCCAUAUUCUCCGUAUGGGACAAGCAGUUCUACCCGGAUCAUGUCAAGCACGGUUCGACGAUAGUGAAACUCGACGUCGAUAUUGAAAACGGAGGUAUGACUUUGGACAAGGAUUUCCUCGUAGACUUCGGCCUCGACAAGGAUGAAAUUCUCCUCGCUCACGAGAUGAGAUACCCCGGCGGAGAUUGCACAUCAGAUAUCUGGCUACCGGAGACGUAAAGUUGUCUCUGUUCUUUCUCUCCGUUGCUCUCAGGAUUAAAUCUAACACACAAAUUAUAUUAAUGGUAUCAAACAAUCGUGGGGCCGCGUCAUUAUUAUUAUUAUUCGUAUCCCACCAUAUAUUUUUUUAUGUGUUUCGUCACAGAACUGAACGUAGAAAAAAAGAAGUAUGAAUUAAACGCACAUUAGAUGAAAAAAAUAAAAAAAAAAAAAAAAAAAAAAAAUAACUGCUUGAGUCACGCCCCAAUAUUUCUCAUUCUUUCUCAUUGUUCGAAGCAAUGAGGCUUUACUGCUCUUUGUCUCUCCACCGAAAAAUCUGGUUACACCCAACGAUCGUUUUUGACAAUAGCCGGAAGUUAGUGAAAGUUAUAAUAUAUACAUAACAUAAUUACGAGCAAAGUGGCCGUGUAAUUAUUCAAGAUCGUUAAAAAAACCCUUACUUUCGGGCAUGGCGCCCGUAUCGUAAACAAAUAAGGAUGGUUUUCGUCGAAUAAAAGGAGCGAGAAUGGAAAAGGGAGACAAAAGUAGAAUGAAAA
Messenger RNA from Athalia rosae (coleseed sawfly), 2131 nucleotides. RefSeq names its product methanethiol oxidase. Gene Ontology annotation, molecular function: selenium binding. The record is from RefSeq and is a predicted model, not a curated record. Lineage: Eukaryota; Metazoa; Arthropoda; Insecta; Hymenoptera; Athaliidae. Bases 162 to 1595 code for a protein of 477 amino acids. The transcript is spliced from 8 exons.